Molecule: messenger RNA, 2221 nt
Organism: Epinephelus moara (kelp grouper)
Lineage: Eukaryota; Metazoa; Chordata; Actinopteri; Perciformes; Serranidae
Gene: lpar4
Product: lysophosphatidic acid receptor 4
Exons: 3
Coding region: 554-1618 (354 amino acids)
Biological process (GO): positive regulation of Rho protein signal transduction; phospholipase C-activating G protein-coupled receptor signaling pathway
Cellular component (GO): membrane
Molecular function (GO): lysophosphatidic acid receptor activity
Source: RefSeq, a predicted model, not a curated record
CGUACACGCACGCGCAUACGCACAAACCCCCCGGGUGAGCAGGCGCGGUGGAUGUGAUGAGGUCCCAUUAGUAGCGGACGGACGGAGCGAGUCGUCAGGAUUUAAUGGGAGAACUCUCACAGUUUGGUGUCGCUAACUGGCUGAAAAGCGGUUUUAUGACUUGUUCGUUUUAGUUUGGUCCAGUUUGACUCGGAACAGUUGGAAACUCGGAGCCAAGCAGGCUGAGCAGCACCAAGACACUGGGGAGAAGAAAGUAUGGAGUUUUUCCUUUGACAGCUGCUCUGCUGCCAGACUGACAAACAUCAGUGACCAGGAGGUGAGCUGUCACCAUCCAGUCAGCUGCCAGAUGACUGACCAGCCCUGCAGCCGUGCAUCCUGACUGUCUGCCUCCAUUUGUGUGUCCGAAUGUCCACGAUGACUUGGAGGAGACUUGACUGGUGGAUCCCCUGCUGACACCUCCUGUCCCCAGAUAUCCGCCCAACUCCCCCCCUUUCCUUACAGCUUUGGUGCACCCUUUUUUUGUAGAGCCCCCCUCCCUGUCUAAGCCGUCAGCAUGGCUAGCCUGGUGCUCAACGAGACCGGAAUGGAGGACUGCGGCAUUGACGACUCCUUCAAGUACAACUUGUACUCGGUGGUUUACAGUGUGGUCUUUGUCUUGGGCCUGAUAACCAACUGUGCGGCCCUCUUUGUGUUCUGCUUCCGGAUGAAGAUGCGAAACGAGACCACAAUGUUUAUGACUAACUUAGCGUUAUCAGAUUUGGUAUUUGUUUUUACGCUGCCAUUCAAGGUCUUUUACAACGUUAACCGCCACUGGCCAUUUGGAGAUGGAUUGUGUAAGGUAUCAGGAACAGCCUUCAUCACCAACAUCUACGGCAGCAUGCUCUUCCUCACCUGCAUCAGUGUAGACCGCUUCCUGGCGAUAGUCUACCCUUUCCGCUCCCGCUCCAUCCGCACACGCAGGAACGCGGCGCUGGUGUGUGCCGCUGUGUGGCUGACCAUCGUAGGGGGAGGAAUAUCAGUGACCUUCUUCUCCACCAUUAACAGCACAAACAGAGCCACCACUUGCUUUGAGGGCUUCUCCAAGAGCACCUGGAGGACCUACCUAUCCAAAAUCACCAUCUUCAUCGAGGUUGUGGGCUUCCUCCUCCCCCUCUUGGCCAACUUGGUAUGUUCCUCGCUUGUUCUGCGGACGCUGCGGCGUCCAAUGACUGUUGGUCACGGCUGUAACAGCAAGAGACGUGUCCUACGGAUGAUUUUGGUCCAUCUGGGCAUCUUCAUCAUCUGCUUCGUCCCUUAUAACUCAAUCCUCUUCCUGUAUGCCCUGGUGCGGACCCAGGCCCUGGCUAACUGCGCUGUGGAGCGCUUUGCCCGAACUCUUUACCCCAUCACUCUGUGCCUGGCCAGCCUCAACUGCUGCCUGGACCCUGUUGUCUACUACUUCACAUCAGAGAGCUUCCAGAAAAGCUUGACCAUGGGAGGCAAAGGGACAGGCUCCCGGCCUGAGAGUAUCCCCCGCAGCGACACUGAGACCCAAGACACAGGAAACACUCUCCCUAGAGACACACACACUCUGGCCAGCAAUGGGAAAGAGUCAAAGACGUCUGAGAGUCAGUUCUGACUCAGCAGGAGAGAAGGAAGGUAAAGAAGGACAGUUUGGGUUUGACAGGAGCCCUGAAUUUGAAAAAUAAAGCAAUCAGCUGUUUGGUCCUGGAAGUGACAAACACAUAACUCAGCAGAUUAGUUAAGUCCUGAGGUAAGUCCUGAGGUAUGGCCUGGGCUUUACGGAUUAAUCCACCACUGGAGAGCAGAGGAAUGUAUCUGUGUGUGUUUAUUAUGAGUGAACACUACAGGGAUCAGAGACCCAGCCACACCAGGACUAUUGUCCAGAGACACGCAGAGCCUCUAAAAGAGACUGCAACACAUCAUCACUCAGGCUUAACACACACAAACACUCACAAAUGCACUGGAUUGUGGACAGAAUGGAGGUUUCCGUCCACAUUGUUGACAUAUGCUGUUUAGUUCUUUUGUAACACACUGAGCCCUUAAGUGUUAUUGUCAUAAAGUUCAAGCUUCCACAGCACAUUAUAUCAUGUUAGACAUUAAUGUUAUGUCACUUUUAGUGUGGUGAGACCCAUUGUUAUUAUAACACAGCAGCGCGCUGACCUACUGAGUUAAAUGUGUCUCAUGUUGACGUUUGAGGCCAUUAAAUGUCUGUUUUGAA